GCCGCCGUUUCUUCAGUGAUCCUCAGCGCGCUUGCGCCGUCCGAGAACGCGCUUUCACAUCAGGCAGCAAGCUUUUCAGUCCUGAGGCUGGUGAAGUUCCCGUCUUGGCUCAUGUGAGAAGGAGCACCGUGGAAAAGGGGCUGGAUGGUGACUUCGCAUGGAAAACGUGGAUAAAUAACCUCAGUCGAGAAGGUCAACAGAAGACUCUAGCCCUUUAUUAUUUUUCACAUAUUUCUCUCAGCCUCAAGAAGGAGCUCGAGUCGUAGGGCCGACGUCUCAACACUCAUACCCGAAUGAAAGGAGCUUUCUGAGGAGUUUGGUGAGACCAGCAUCCGCUACCAUCAUAUACCAACCAACGGAUAUACUCAGUGGCACGAUCACGGAUUUAAACCUCUGGCUACAUCUAUAUUCCAUUGUUGAAGGAGAUAUAUGGAUUCGGAUACUACUCCUUGUCAUCGAUUUUUUUUGCUCUCCAAGGUGCUGGCGUUUCGUCAAAAGCCACCCAAAGAAGGCGUUUAAUGUAUCGAGCGAUAGCAUAAACUCGAUCACUGGAGCGAUACAUUGUAUUUUGUUGUAAGAUACAUUGUGUGUGGAUUAUAUGCAUUGAGAACGAUAUGAUUAGAUGACUGAAUGUUACAAUUUUGCACCAACGCCUUAAACAGCGGUUACUGUCGUAUCAUUCAGUAGUCUACGAAGAACAAGACUGGAGACCAAAUAACUAGCUCAUAUUAAUUUGGCUAAUUAUCAGAAGUGAAACACUUGCCUACUUGCUUCUGGGUUUUGGAAAACGUGGCGGUUACGUUUUCUCUGAAGAGGCAAAAUGUCUUUUUUCAAUUUUCGGAAGAUCUUUAAACUGGGAUCAGAAAAGAAAAAGAAACAAUACGAACAUGUUCACAGAGACUUGAAUCCGGAGGAAGAGUGGGAGAUUGUAGGAGAACUGGGCGAUGGAGCCUUUGGCAAAGUGUACAAGGCCCAGAACAGGCAGACGGAUGUGUUAGCCGCUGCUAAAGUGAUCGACACACAGAGUGAGGAGGAGUUGGAGGACUUCAUGGUGGAGAUUGAAAUCCUGGCAUCAUGUGACCAUCCUAAUAUCGUCAAACUCCUAGAUGCCUACUACUACCAGAACAAACUAUGGAUCCUGAUUGAGUUCUGUGGGGGAGGAGCAGUGGACGCCGUGAUGCUGGAGCUGGAGAGGCCAUUGACAGAGCCUCAGAUCCGUGUGGUGUGCAGGCAAAGUCUAGAGGCGCUCCAGUAUCUCCAUGAUAACAAGGUCAUCCACCGCGACCUGAAGGCUGGCAACAUCCUCUUCACCCUGGGCGGAGACAUCAAGCUGGCUGACUUUGGUGUGUCUGCUAAGAACACAAAGACCAUUCAGCGGAGAGAUUCUUUCAUCGGGACGCCGUACUGGAUGGCCCCUGAGGUGGUGAUGUGUGAGACCUCUAAGGACCGGCCGUACGACUACAAGGCAGACAUCUGGUCCCUGGGCGUGACUCUGAUCGAGAUGGCUGAGAUCGAGCCCCCCAACCACGAGCUCAACCCCAUGAGGGUGCUCCUGAAGAUCGUCAAGGCCGAACCCCCCGGACUUAUGAAACCAUCUAGAUGGUCUGCCGAGUUUAAGGACUUCCUGCGUAAGUGUCUGGACAAGAACAUGGACAACAGGUGGACCACAGCCCAGCUGCUGCAGCAUCCAUUUGUUGUGAAUGUGAUGGACAAUAAACCCGUGCGAGAGCUGAUCGCCGAGGCCAAAGCUGAAGUCUUCGAGGAGAUUGAGGAAGGCAAAGAGGAGGAAGAGGAAGAGGAGACCGACUCACUGCUGGUGGUGCCCAAGCACAAGCGUGCCCUGUCGGAUGUCAGCGUUGGCAGCUCAGAGGAUGAGAGGGGCAUCCCCAGCCCCAGCCCCGCCCCCUUGGAUGUCGUCUCAGAGAUGGCAGAGUCAGAACCACAGCCCAGUCAGGUCAAAGGUCACGAGGUGGAGAAGGAGGUUGUCGUGGAGACACCUGCUGGAACUGAGGAGGAAGUGCAGGCCAGGCCAGAGGAGGAGGGCAACAAGCAACCAGAUGCCCCGGAGGCAGUCACAGAAACACCAGAAACUGUAACAGUCAGCAAUGAGACAGACGAGAAGGACAGGAAGCCAGAGGAGAUAGAGGAGACGAAGGCAGAGGGGAUGGAGAAGAAAGAGGAGAAGAUGGAAGAAGGGAAGGAGGAGGACCAGAAUGAAGAGUUGAAGGCUGAGGAGAAAGCGGAGGAGGAGGAGGAAGAAGAUGUGAAAAAAGUAGAGAAUGAAGAGAGGAUUGAAGAACUGAAGGAAGUAGAGAUAGAGGACACGAAGAAGAAAGAGAAAGAAGAGGAGGAGGUGGGGAGAGAGCUUUCAGAGGCCUCAGCAGAACGGGCAGAUGCCGAGACAGGAGAAGAGGAACACCAGAAGCCCGAGGAACCGGUAGACAAGGCAGCAGAACCACAGGAACCUGAAGAACAGAAGCCUACAGAGGAGACAGCAUCAACUGACCCAGCAGAGCAAUCUGGCAGCAUCUCUGCAGUGGCCAAAGAACUGCCAAUAGAACAGAGCACUGGAGGUGAUGAGAAACCAGAGAACACAAGAGAGACUGAGAAAGAGGAAGAUGAAGAAGAGGAAGAGAAAGAGAAGGAUGCUAAAGAGGAACCAACAGAAGGGGAAGAACUCACUUCACACAGCACUGAAAAAGCAGCGGAGGUCACAGAGACUCCCCCAGAAGAUGUCUCUAAGCAGCAGGAGCAGGAGGAGGCUAAGGGACCAGAUGAAGAGGGGAUAGAGGGAGAGAAAGGACAGGAAGUAAAGGAAGUAAAGGAGGAGAAGGAAGAGGAGAAGGAGAAUGAUGAGUCCGCAGAAGCAGAAAAGGUUGCAGAGGAGUCAGAGAAGGAGCCAACGACAGAGCCCUCAAUAACCUCUACAGAUGUUACCACGGUGAUUGUUGUCGAGGGUGAUGAGGGGACACAGACUGUUGGGACAAGGGAUGAGGAGGAAAAAGAAAAAGAGAAGGAUGAGGAAAGAGAGAAAGAGAAGAGUCAGGAGAGGGAGAAAGAGAAAGAGAAGGAUUCUGAUUCAGGGAACAGCUCAGCUGCUGACACCAACAGCAUUGACAUCAAUCUGUCCAUCUCCAACUUCCUGUCCAAAAACAAGGACGGCUCCAUCUCCAUACAGGACACCAAGCGUCAGAAGAAGACCAUGAAGAAGACGCGCAAGUUCAUGGUGGACGGUGUGGAGGUCAGCGUGACCACCUCUAAGAUCAUCACCGACAACGACACCAAGAGUGAAGAGCUGCGCUUCCUCAGGCGACAGGAGUUGCAUGAGCUGAGGGUUCUUCAGAAGGAGGAACAGAGAGCAAUGCAGCAGCUCACCAACAAACUCCAGCAGCAGAGAGAGCAGCUGUUCCGACGCUUUGAACAGGAGACCACUGGUAAAAAGCGGCAGUAUGAGCAGGAGCUGGAGACCCUGGAGAAGCAGCAGAAGCAGUCCAUUGAGCGUCUGGAGCAGGAGCACACCAGCCGCCUGAGGGACGAGGCCAGGCGCAUCAAAUCAGAGCAGGACAAGGAGCUCGCCAAGUUCCAGAACAUGCUCAAGAACCGCAAGAAAGAGGUGAAACAGGAAGUGGGCCAGUCCCCCAAACACAUGAGAAAAGAGCUGCGCAAACGCUUAAAGGAAGACCUAGCACUCGCACAGCAUGAAGAGGAGCAGGAAUUCCUACAACGACAGCAGCAGGAGUUGGAUGCAGCCCUGAAGAAGAUCAUCCAGCAACACAAAAACGAGCUGGCCACCAUUGAGAGAGACUGCCUCAACCACAAACAACAGCUCAUGAGAGCUCGUGAGGCAGCAAUGUGGGAGUUGGAGGAGCGCCACCUACAGGAGAAGCAUCAGUUGCUCAAACAGCAGUUGAAGGACCAGUACUUCAUGCAGAGACACCAGCUGCUCAAGCGUCAUGACAAGGAGAUGGAGCAGAUGGGUGGCUAUAACCAGCGUUUAAUGGAGGAGAUGAAGAACAAGCACACUCAGGAGAAGGGCCGUCUGCCCAAGAUCCAGCGCAGCGAGGCCAAGACCCGCAUGGCCAUGUUCAAGAAGAGCCUCCGCAUCACAGCCACCGGCACGCCAGAGCAGGACCGCGACAAGAUCAAACAGUUUGCGGUCCAAGAGGAGAAGAGGCAGAAGAACGAACGGCAGCAUCAGCAGCAGAAACACGAGAACCAGACGAGGGACCUACAACUUCAGUGCGAGUCCAACCUCAGAGAGCUUCAGCAGCUACAGAAUGAAAAGUGCCACUUGCUGGUAGAGCAUGAGACUCAGAAGCUGAAGGAGCUGGAUGAGGAGAAUGGCCAGGAGCUGAAAGAGUGGAGGGAGAAGCUGAGACCACGCAAAAAGGCACUGGAGGAGGAGUUCAGCAGGAGGCAGCAGGAGCAGGACGUGUUCUUCAGCACCAGCGGCGACUCUGAGUGCCUGAACCCCAGCGCCCAGAGCAGGGUGUCCAAGUUCUACCCUGUGGCAGGGGCCCACUCCUCUGGGUCCUAACCAACACACACACACACACUCACAUAUAUACACAUACACACACACACACACACACACACACACACACACACACACACACACACACACACACACACACACACAUAUACACAUACACACUGAGGUUCCCACGGGUUCCUGCAUCAUUGACAAUCUUGGGAGCUUCGUCACAAAUAUGCCCACUUCACUAUGACGCUGCAGAAUCUCAAUUAGUGCCAUGACCCUCUCAGAGACACACCCACGUAUGACCAUGCCCCUGUACACGCACCGCUGAACAUGGGAGUUUACUAAGCCAUUUCUAAGAGACUGACUGACUGACUGACUGAUUGUGUCAGACCAGACAUAUCAGACCAGACCUGAUUAGUGAAGAUAAGGCAAGACUUUAUGAGACAAGACCACACCAGACCAGACCAGACCUGACCUGACUGGAUGAGACCAGGCCAGACCAGGUGGACUACAUUAAAAUGGAUAUAAUCUUCCAAAAUGGCUCAGGCAAUGCAGUGGAACAGCAACUUUAGAGACACUUUUCACUUCAAGUCCAGCUCCUAUUCCUCAGUUCCAAGAGGGAGUCAGUGCCUGAAAUGUGCGUAUUGUCCAUGUCAGUGUGUGUUGGUUUGUGUGUGUUUUUUGGUGACGUGUGUAUGGUUUGUUUGCGUGUCUGUACGUGUGUGUUCUAAAGGAGCUGGACCUACUCCUGUCCUUGCCCUCCCUUAUGCUGCGCUCAGUGUGUCUUCGCUGAGGUGGCCGGAAACUUCUGGCACGUAUAUGCUAGAGCGCGUAACGGAUCAACACAGCCGGUGCUAGGAUGAGUCACAGGACUCUGGAAGACAAACGUUUGUCAUUACCCAAAGGAAAUGGACUGAACACGGAACACAUGAAGUGCACACUGGUGCUUUUAAACGUGGCGGUGUGGGAUUCACAUGACGUUGUUUAUGUCAUAGCUGAUGCAUGUUCCCUUUGAGUGGGUCUGACCGUGACUAAUCGCACCGUUUCUAUGACGACGAUCACCCUUCCCAGUGCAGUGGCCAUGUCUAGUGUGUCUCCAUGGAUACAGAAUGGUGUGAGUAUUGCUGUUGUGUAUCCUGCUGGUAUAUAUCCUAAUGGUAUGUGAUUUUUGUUUUUGUUUUUUUUGUUUAAGAACCUUAAAUCUUUAAGGUCAGAUCAAAACAAAAUGAAGCACUUUAGAACUUUAGAGUUCUUUAGUAACUUUCCAAUUCUGGUUGUGGAGGGCUUUGGUGAGGGAUAAUGAACUUCAGUGGAAUGUAUUAUUGCACUGUUUCAACCCAUCUAAGAAUAUGCAGUAUGAAGGUCUUGUGCAUUUUAAAGGCAUGUAUGCCUAGAUAGAUUGCAAGCUUACUUUGGCCACUUUCUCUUGGAAUGAUUUUUAGCACAUCUCUGCCUAAUGCACACAAGCUUUUAAUGAAGGACAUGGGAGAGAAUGUGGGGGUAUUGGAUAUGUAAUUUCCAUGUCAAACUUUUUAAUUUGUAUUUUUAAGAAGCUGAUCACUUUUAAUACUGCUGUUACAGUUUGGUUGUCGCCGUCCCAUCUCCCCCUGACCCCCCCCCAAUUGAAUGUCUGACAAUGAAUGAUGUCACUGAUGUUCUGCUGAUGAUCAUGGGCACUUGUUAUGGCUUAAAGGAAGGAACUGUCUAAAUAUUUACUGGCUUACCUUGUUCAUUGUAUUACUGUAUGCUGUUUUUAAAUGCUAUCAUUUUUUUUUGACUGUUGGUCCAAAUUGUUGCCAUGGCAAACGUGGUUACCCUUUUGUUUUCCAUCCGAUGUUCUGCUCAGUCAGGACUGAAAAGGCUACUGUAAGUGAUGCUGUAGAAAGUGUCUGGUCAAUAAUGUUUCUCCAGUUUGUAUUAAAUAUGCAGUUGUUUUCAUAGCUCACCAAUCUAUUGCCUGACAGUUUGACCACAGUUUGUGUGUAGGUUUGACCACCAGUUUUGUUUGACAUCAUCUGAGCCUUGGACACUGCAAAAGGAUGCAAGGACAACCAAUCAGUGAAUGCCUAGUCGUUAAGAUAUGCACCUAAUCGGCUUUUCUGUACUGAGCACAGUUGACCAGCUGUGCUGAGGGAACUAUGUUUGAGAGCAGAACUCUUUCUGUCAUUGGACCAGUUGCUUCCCGCUUUGAGAACCAUUUGGCCCAACACUGGAAAAAAAAGCCUCUAACAACCCAGAAGGCUAACAGGGAAUAAACCCACAUGGAUGUUUUGGGUAAGCUGGAUCUGGGCUGGUUGUCUUUGAUACGUAUAUCAGCAGUCAGAGGCUCGCAUUUCUCUGUCCCAUAAUCCAUUUUACGGGACAAAGCGCAAACUUCCUGCCAUAAAGGCGGUUUGCCCACCAGUCCCCUAUGGAGUUUUACAUGCAGAGCCCACUAGUGUCUGAGCUCUGCAUAGUGGGUGCUCUCGCUCACCCAAAUAUCACACACUUUGUAGGUGGUAAGUGAUAUGCUGAAAGUGUAUAAGGUGUUUUUUUUUUCUUUUUUGGUGUGUGUGUGCAUUUUUUGGUUUUUGUGUGUGAGGUAUAGGUAUACUGUAUCAGGUAUACUGUUUCUAAAAGCAUUGGUAGCAGUCAGAUUCUCAUUAGAUGAUGUAGAAGAUCAUUAUCAAUCAUUAUCUUGGUUAAUUGAUCUCACUGCUUUAAUGCCACUAGGAAACAGCCCAAUGGGAAGUGUUUUUGUAUGAGUGUGUAUAUGUAUCUAGUGUGUGUGUAUGUAUGAGUGUGUAUAUGUGUCUAUGUAUUUCCAAAUGCAGGUGAUUUGAGAGUACACUGCUCUCUAUAGAAUGCGUUACAUUGACUGUGUUAGGCAUGUCUGAUGGCAGAUAUGGAGGAAGAGCGGAUUCCUUCUCGAAUCAAUGCAGGUCCAGGCCGGAUUGAUUAGUCAUCAGCUAUCUGGGUCCAUUAUUCCUGGCUGAUCCCUGCAGAGGUACCCGAAAAGCAUUCCAUAUGCAUCAUCUAAGAAUAUUCCGUACAAGUCUGACACACCAUACCCAUAUGAAGCUGUACAAGUUACCUGUGGUCUGGCACAAGCACACCCACACACAUGAUCUGUGUAUGUAUGGGUCUAUGUCAUAGAUGUAUUUUGCAGAGGUCAUAACGUAAAAUGUGGCCAGCGUUGUUUGUGCUUGGAUGGAAUGUCUGUUAUGCAUAUUUGAGUUCAGUUAGGGUUCGAUUUGAUGAAGAGAUCUCUCUGGAGAUUGCUCUCAUGAUGCUGUAAAUAAAACGGUUAUUUUA
Clupea harengus (Atlantic herring) is the source of this 7774-nucleotide messenger RNA. It is a transcript of the gene slka, whose product is annotated as STE20-like kinase a. The record is from RefSeq and is a predicted model, not a curated record. NCBI's taxonomy places the organism in Eukaryota, Metazoa, Chordata, Actinopteri, Clupeiformes, Clupeidae. Gene Ontology annotation, molecular function: protein serine/threonine kinase activity; ATP binding; protein binding. Gene Ontology annotation, biological process: protein phosphorylation.